AUGCUCUCGCUCGCUUUUAUCACCCUAGUGCUAUCAAAUUCAGUUUUGUGCCAGAUAAACGGUGAAUUUUGGUGGUUGCACGAAAAAGUUGCGGAGCUACAAAAUAUUGAACCACCGCAACCUAAAUUCGAGGAAAUUAGCGAAUUGGAAACUGAUGAAAGUGUUAAAGUGGUAUUCCAAGACAAUGCGCUAAAUAACGGUGAGAAAAAGAGACACAAUGAAAGCACAGAUACGUUAUCAGUUCAGAGCAAAAUAUUACCUUUUAUCGUGUUUGUUGAUCGCACAAAACUAGCCAAACAAGAUAUUUCCAUAAAAAAUAACAGUAUUGUACCUAAUUACAAAGAUAAAGUGAAAAACUUAGCAAACGCUAUUUCAUGGAAAGAAUCAAGUAAAAAAAAUAAAGACGUGUUUGAAUUUAUUUUUCCUGAAGACAUUGAAAAUUCAUGGGGACAUAAAGUAAAAAAUGAUUCGAAGCAUUCAAAUUCAACAAAUCAAAACGAUAAAAAACAAAGAAUACCUAAAGUUAUUCUAAAUGACAAAAUAUGGUUUGAAGAAGAAAGAAUAGAUACUGAAACGGAAAGUAUUUGCACGUUUGUUAAUUCAAAUGAAUGUUUUUUAAGAAAGGGAUUUAUUAAUUCGCCUAGUUCUUGCCCAAAAAACAUUCCGUCAGAUGCGUGUAAAAUUUGUUGUGUACUUCCAUUAACAUCAUCAAAACCACGAAGUCCUAAUUUUCAUUACAAGCGGUAUAAGCGUUCUGAUCCAGGCGAAAUAUUGAGCGCUGCUUUAAAGCAAAGAAACGCUUUGUUAUUGCGAAAGUAUAAUACCAACACGCAACAGGCAAAAUUAGUAAGUACAACUUUGCGAACAAAACCUGUACAAAAAAUUGUGACUCCAAAUGAUUAUGUUGAUCCAUAUUGGAAUGUUAAAAAUCAAAAAUUUAGAGAUCCGAACCAACAGUCUAAUAAAAAUAAUCCGAACACUAAUGAUUAUGAAGACGACUAUGCUGUGGAAUUACCUAAACCUGGACUAGUUGGGCUGUACUCUGAUCAAGAAGAUCGAGUGACGAGUUGGAAAUUAAAAACAAACAAAGGAUUCUCUUAUGGUGGUAUAGAUGAUGAUAGUGAUGAAGAUGACGGAGAUGGAUUUGGUUAUUCAACUAUUGAUCCGCGAUUUGGUAAUCGUAAGAAUGCCCCAAAACCUAGACGUCAUCCACAACGCUUAAUGACUCCAUCGACUAUUGACGAUGCUUUGGGAACGUCGGAAAGUCAAACAAUUCAUUUUCACUCAACUCCCGAUUUUCACGUAUUGGAAGGAUUCAAACUUUUAAAUUUAGCAGAUAAUAAAAACAGAUUAUUAAGAAAGACGACAACUGAAAACUUUUACCAGAACGACGAAGAGCUAUCUGGUGAAAACACAUCUCCGUUUAUAACAAAUACUGAUUUGGACUACACUGACGCUUUUGAUAUAAGCCAGCAAGUAUUCAAAAAUUGUGGUAAGGUCCAUGUGUCCUUAUUAUAUUAUUGCGUAGGGAAAGGCGCAGUAGAAGGUCGUUGCGACCCUUGGCUAAUUAUCGUUGUGUUGACAAAAGAUCCAGACAACAUUCUGUGCUACGCGACUAUUGUGCAUCCACGGGCAGCUGUUACAGCAGCUAGUUGUGUUCUCGGAAAAUCGACCGGCGAUAUAUCCGCAAUAGCAGGUGUUUGGAAUCUCAAAGAGCGUUCACAAUCCCAACAACGAAUGGCGUCAAUUCAUGUUCAUCCGCAGUUUAGCGCAAACGAUCUCGCCAACGAUCUCGCAGUCCUACACUGGAAGCGGCCAUUAAGGCUACAAUCAACAGUCUUGCCGGCGUGUCUAGCUGACCCACAUGUAGGCGACGAGUGUUAUUUCGUCGGCUGGGGCGGGUACGAUCAAGCUUUAAAACAACGGCCCCAAUGGCAGCAAGCGGCUAUACUCACUCCUCGCAAUUGCAACAAAAAAGUAUCGUCGCCUGAAGUCGAUUUACCCGCCAACGCCUUUUGUGCCUCGGUAGAAACACGUGGGACUGUCACUGGCGUCGGCGGACCGUUACUAUGUAAAGGAGGAAAUCGUGUUUCGGUCGUUGGCGUGGCUGUGUAUAGAGAAGACGUUGUUGUACUGCUGCCGACCUUCGAAUGGGUGACCAACACUUUGCGCGAAAUACAAAUUAAUUAA
Messenger RNA from Pararge aegeria (speckled wood butterfly), 2190 nucleotides. RefSeq lists its product as uncharacterized. Bases 1 to 2190 code for a protein of 729 amino acids. Lineage: Eukaryota; Metazoa; Arthropoda; Insecta; Lepidoptera; Nymphalidae. Gene Ontology annotation, biological process: proteolysis. The transcript is spliced from 8 exons. Gene Ontology annotation, molecular function: serine-type endopeptidase activity. The record is from RefSeq and is a predicted model, not a curated record.